Pteropus alecto (black flying fox) is the source of this 1900-nucleotide messenger RNA. RefSeq names its product canopy FGF signaling regulator 4 (gene CNPY4). The transcript is spliced from 6 exons. Gene Ontology annotation, cellular component: endomembrane system. The record is from RefSeq and is a predicted model, not a curated record. Bases 146 to 883 code for a protein of 245 amino acids. Gene Ontology annotation, molecular function: signaling receptor binding. NCBI's taxonomy places the organism in Eukaryota, Metazoa, Chordata, Mammalia, Chiroptera, Pteropodidae.
CCCUUUCCGGCCGGCACUGCGCUUGCGCCUCCAGGGCCAGGCUAGAUUAAAGUUGCCACCGACUGCCUCGGAAAUUAAAGGGCCCGCUGCCUUCCCGAAGUUGGUUUGAAGGCAAGGGGUGGUUGGUUGAGAACAGCACUCUGUCAUGGGACCUGUGCGGUUGAGAAUGUUGUUUUUCAUUUUGACUGUGUACGGUGCUUGGGCUGGGACGCCGAAGGAAGAGGACAAUGACACAGAACGCUUGCCCAGCAAAUGCGAAGUGUGUAAGCUGCUGAGCCUGGAGCUACAGGAAGAACUGAGUCGUACUGGCCGAUCCCGAGAGGUGCUGGAGCUGGGGCAGGUGCUGGACACAGGCAAGAGGAAGAGACAUGUCCCCUACAGCGUUUCAGAGACAAGGCUAGAAGAAGCCCUGGAGAAUUUAUGUGAGCGGAUCCUAGAUUACAGUGUUCAUGCUGAGCGCAAGGGCUCACUGAGAUAUGCCAAGGGGCAGAGUCAGACCAUGGCAACACUGAAAGGUCUGGUGCAGAAGGGGGUGAAGGUGGAUCUGGGGAUCCCUCUGGAGCUGUGGGACGAGCCCAGCGUGGAGGUCACAUUCCUCAAGAAGCAGUGUGAGACGAUGCUGGAGGAAUUUGAAGAUGUUGUGGGAGACUGGUACUUCCACCAUCAGGAACAGCCCCUACAGCAUUUUCUCUGUGAAAGUCAUGUGCUCCCAGCUGCCGAAACUGCGUGUCUACAGGAAACUUGGACUGGAAAGGAGAAGAUCACAGAUGGGCAACAGAAGACAGAAGGGGAGGAGGAGCAAGAAGAGGAGGUGGAAGAGGAAGAGGAACAAGAGAUGCCCAAUACAUCAGACUACCCCAAGCAUAACCCAGAGGAUCUUUGACUCCUGCUUUUGAGCCCCCAGGAAGGGCAGGGGUCACAGAGAAUGCUCUGAAGUCUGAGCUCUCCCUGCCCCACAGCUUUAAGGGUGUGUGUGUAUAUUUGAGUGACCCAACUCAGAGCUUGUAGCUGUUCUCUCCCAUUUGGUCUCAGGCAGGAUCCUGAUGGUACAGCACGGCAUGGCUAUGGGGAGAAAAGUGUGAGCAGUAGGUGGAAGCCCUACCCCAAUAGAUGAGCCCUUUGCCUGCCAUCUAGCCCGUUAAUUGUAGGUGUAUGUGGUGACUGUAUUGAAGGUUUUCCUCUUUAAAUAUCUACUAUUCCCCACCCCACCCAGAGGUCAGCGAUGCAUAGGAGUGUGGACCUUGGGAAGUUCACUUUGCCCCCUUUAUAGACCCUUACAAGGAAGAAGCCAGAUGGGCAUUCUCUACAUCUACAUCGCCUAUGUCCAGGAGUCUACUUGCCAAAAAACUGAGGAGGGGACACGGUGAUGUUGCUAAGUUAAGUGGGGUAGAUACUGAUCUACUUCAUAUUAAUUUCACUGAGGGCCCACCACAUAAUUUCACAGGUGCCAAAUUUUCUUUAUCACUAGUAAACUUAAAAAUACAUCAGCUGGGUCCAAAGUUUCACAACUGCAGUGCACACAGCACAGCUGGCCGAUGUGGAAGCGCCCAGAUGAAGGGGUUGUUAGAACCUAGUGGUACUUUGUAAGGUUGCUGCAGGAGGAGGCUACCAGGCACCACCCACUUGAAGACCAUAUUUAGGCUUGGGUCUGUGCGGCCUGUCUGCGCAUGCCGGAGAAUGCGCCGGGAUUAAAAUUCAGUGUGUGGUGCCACCUCGGCCGCCAUACUUGGGAUUACGGGCACUCGCAAAGGACAAAAUCCUUCAGGCUUUUUCCGAUUUCUGUUUUUUUUUUUUCUCGGAAAGAAGAAGGCAAGACAUAAGGAAGACGGUAUAACUAGAUCCAAGGUAGAGAGCGGCUUCGGUUAGAGUGAGGGAAAUAAAAAAGGACAUCCUCUGGAAA